Messenger RNA from Otolemur garnettii (small-eared galago), 3808 nucleotides. RefSeq names its product canalicular multispecific organic anion transporter 1-like. Lineage: Eukaryota; Metazoa; Chordata; Mammalia; Primates; Galagidae. The transcript has 27 exons. The record is from RefSeq and is a predicted model, not a curated record. Gene Ontology annotation, cellular component: membrane. Gene Ontology annotation, molecular function: ABC-type transporter activity; ATP hydrolysis activity; ATP binding. Gene Ontology annotation, biological process: transmembrane transport. The coding region runs from base 32 to 3808 and encodes 1258 amino acids.
UUCAGAAAAAAAUGCUCCAUUCUUCAGUAAGAUGACAUAUUCCUGGUUCAGCAGACUAAUUACUUUAGGCUAUAAGAAACCUUUGGAAAGAGAAGACCUUUUUGAACUGAGUGAAAGUGAUUCCUCCUACACUGUAUGUCCUAUCUUUGAAAAACAAUGGAGGAAAGAAAUUUUAAGGAAUCAAGAGAGGCAAAAAGUCAAGGAGUCUUCUCACAAAGAGGCAUCUACUGGGAAACCAUCUCUCCUCUAUGCAUUGUGGAACACCUUUAAGACUCUCCUGGUUCAAGUCACUUUAUUCAAAGUGUUGGCUGAUGGUUUAUUUUUCUUUAGCCCAUUCAUAAUGAAGCACAUUAUCAUUUUCUGUGAACACAGCUUAGAUUCUGGCUGGAUUGGCUGCGGUUAUGCAGUGGCACUUUUUGUUGUAGUCCUUUUACAAACCCUGAUCCUUCAGCAAUAUCAACGUUUUAACAUGCUCACCUCAGCAAAAAUUAAAACAGCUGUAAUUGGACUGAUCUACAAAAAGUCCCUGCUUUUAUCAAAUGUCUCUCGAAAAAAGUUUUCUACUGGGAAAGUUAUUAACUUGAUGUCAGCAGAUGCCCAGCAGCUCAUGGACUUGACCGAAAACCUCAGUCUCCUCUGGUUAGGCCCUGUUCGAAUCCUGGUGGCCAUAGCCCUCCUUUGGAAAGAGCUAGGCUCAGCCGUACUAGCAGGGGUGGCAGUCCUUGUGUUUGUCAUACCAAUAAAUACUUUAGCUGCAACAAAAAUUAAAAAGCUGAAGAAAAGCCAAAAAAAGAACAAAGAUAAACAGAUAAAACUACUCAAAGAAAUCUUACAUGGAAUUAAGAUUCUCAAGCUUUAUGCUUGGGAACCCUUCUAUCAAAAUAAGAUUAUGGAAAUUCGAGAUCAGGAAUUGGAAUUUAAAAAAUCAGCUGGGUAUCUUACCAUAUUCUCUAGGAUGGCGUUAACUUGCAUUCCAUUCUUGGUGUCUCUGGUGACCUUUAGGGUUUAUUUAUUACUGGAUGAAGAAAAUAUUUUAACCGCCACAAAAGUGUUUACAUCUGUGUCUUUGUUUAAUAUUUUAAGGAUUCCUCUGUUUGAAUUGCCAGGGGUGAUCUCAACAGUGGUCCAGACAAGACUAUCUUUGAGUCGUCUGGAAGACUUUCUCAAUGCUGAGGAGCUGCUUCCUCAAAACACUGAAACAAACUACAUAGGAGAUUAUGCCAUUGGGUUCACAAAGGCAUCUUUCUCCUGGGAUAAAACAGGGAUUCCAGUACUAAAAGACUUGAAUAUCAAGAUUCCAGAAGGAGCUUUGCUGGCUAUUGUAGGGCAAGUUGGGUCUGGAAAAUCAUCUUUGCUCUCUGCCAUGCUGGGAGAAAUGGAGAAGCUUACAGGAGUUGCCCAAAGACAGGGCUCUGUGGCUUAUGUUUCUCAGCAGGCCUGGAUUCAGAAUUGCAGUUUGCAAGAAAACAUUCUCUUUGGCUCCAUCAUGCAGAAGCAGUUUUAUGAGCGAGUGUUGGAAGCCUGUGCUCUCCUUCCCGAUUUGGAGCAGUUACCAAAUGGAGAUCAAACUGAGAUUGGAGAAAGAGGUGUGACUCUAAGUGGGGGCCAGAAGCAUCGAGUCAGUCUGGCCAGAGCUGUCUACAGUGGGGCUGACAUCUACCUCCUGGACGAUCCCUUAUCUGCCGUGGACGUUCAUGUUGGAAAGCAGCUUUUUGAAAAAGUAAUAGGGUCCUUAGGCCUUUUGAGAGACAAGACUCGCAUUUUAGUGACAAACAACCUCACACUUCUGCCACAAACGGAUCUUAUUGUUGUAAUGGAGAAUGGGAGGAUUGCGCAAAUGGGAACCUACCAGGAGCUGCUCUCUAAGACCAAAAGCCUCACUAAUUUGCUUCAGGUCUUCCGUGAACAUGAAAAAACUCAUGCUGUAAAACAAGUCAGUGUGAUCAACUCCAGAACUAUGCUGAAGGACCAAAUCCUGGGGCAAAAAGACAGGCCUUCUUUGGAUCAAGGAAAACAAUUUUCAAUGAAAAAAGAAAAUAUUCCUACUGAGGGGGUGAAGUUCUCAGUCAUUCUGAAGUAUCUCCACGCCUGCACCUGGCCCUGGGUGUGGCUGGUGGUGGCCACUUACCUAGGGCAGAAUUUGAUGGGCUUUGGACAGAAUCUGUGGCUUAGUGCCUGGGCACAGGGAGCCAAACACAUGGAUGAGUUCACAGAAUGGAAGCAAACGAGAAGCUCUAAGCUCACUAUCUACGGAUUAUUGGGAUUAAUACAAGGUCUCUUUGUCUGCUUGGGAGCCUAUGUAGCCACCAGAGGGUCCCUGACGGCCUCUCGGGCCCUGUAUGUGCAGCUGCUGAAUAACGUGCUGCACCUCCCACUACAGUUUUUUGAAACUACCCCCAUAGGCCAAAUCAUCAGCCGCUUCACCAAGGACAUAAAUAUAAUUGACACACGCUUUCAUUACCAUUUACGAACCUGGAUAAAUUGUACGCUGGACAUUGUUGUGACAGUUCUGGUCAUUGCAGGAGCUUUGCCACUCUUCAUUCUGUGGAUUAUUCCCUUGAUUUUCUUUUAUUUCUCCAUACAAAGACGUUACAUGGCGAGCUCACGGCAGCUUCGGCGGAUGGCAGGAGCUUCUCGUUCUCCUGUCAUAUCCCACUUUAGUGAGACGUUAGCGGGCGUGUCCACUAUCAGAGCUUUUGGACACCAGCACAGAUUCAUCCAGCAGAACAAGGAGGUGGUGAAUGAGAACUUGGUCUGUUUCUACAAUAAUGUAAUUUCAAACAGGUGGCUGUCGGUUAGACUUGAAUUUCUUGGCAACACAGUGGUGUUCUUUACUGCACUGCUGGCUGUGCUGGCUGGAGACUCCAUAGAUUCAGCCGUAGUUGGUUUAUCUAUAUCCUAUGCCCUAAAUAUUACUCAUUCCUUGAAUUCUUGGGUGAGGAAGGUAUGUGAAAUUGAAAACAAUGCCGUUUCCAUUGAAAGAGUUUGUGAAUAUGAAAAUAUGGAUAAAGAGGCACCUUGGAUAAUGUCUAGAAGGCCUCCACAACAGUGGCCCAAUAAAGGGAUAGUGGAAUUUAUUAAUUUUCAGGCUCGAUACCGAGAUGAUCUUGGCUUAGCAUUACAAGAUAUCACUUUCAAGACUCGUGAAGAAGAAAAGGUUGGAAUUGUGGGAAGGACCGGAGCAGGCAAAUCAACGCUGUCGAAUUGCUUAUUUAGAAUUGUGGAGAGAUCAGGAGGCAAAAUUAUCAUUGAUGGAAUCGAUAUAUCCACUAUUGGACUUCACGACCUUCGGGGCAAACUUAAUAUUAUUCCACAGGACCCUGUUUUAUUUUCUGGAACCCUUCAAAUGAACCUGGAUCCCCUAAAUAACUAUUCUAAUAGUGAGCUGUGGGAGGUGCUGGAACUGUGUCACUUAAAAGAGUUGGUGCAGUCCCUUCCUGAGAAGCUGCUGUACGAGAUUUCAGAGGGUGGUGAGAACCUCAGUGUGGGACAACGGCAGCUUGUCUGUCUUGCUCGCGCUUUGCUUCGAAAAACAAAAAUUCUCAUUUUGGAUGAGGCAACGGCCUCCAUUGACUUUGAGACAGAUAACCUGGUGCAGACCACAAUCAGGAAGGGAUUUUCUGAUUGCACCAUCCUGACGAUUGCCCAUAGACUGCAUUCCAUCAUUGAUUCAGACAGGGUGCUUGUUCUAGACUCUGGAAGGAUUGUAGAAUUUGAAGCACCACGGAAUUUGAUAGCUCAGAAAGGACUUUUCUUUGAGAUGACAAGAGAAGCUGGAAUAACAUCAGAUUCCGAGACAAAAACAUAA